This is a messenger RNA of Drosophila bipectinata, 687 nucleotides long. Its product is annotated as actin-binding Rho-activating protein. The record is from RefSeq and is a predicted model, not a curated record. Gene Ontology annotation, biological process: positive regulation of transcription by RNA polymerase II; positive regulation of Rho protein signal transduction. Gene Ontology annotation, molecular function: actin binding. Gene Ontology annotation, cellular component: sarcomere. NCBI's taxonomy places the organism in Eukaryota, Metazoa, Arthropoda, Insecta, Diptera, Drosophilidae.
AGUAGGCUCCCCUAGAAUGACUUCGUCUGUAUAACUUUCGGCAACUGUUUCGAAAAUUACCUUUUAAAAAUCCCAAACGAAAUGGCAGAAAAGCAGCCAGCGAGUGGGCCAGAGGAAAACUCGGUAUCCUCACGCAUCAUGCACUUCAAUCAGCAGGCGGAGCAGCACCAGCAGUGGAUGAUGAUCAAUCCCUUCGCCCACUACAACGUCAGCGAGAUGCCUAAGCGCAGUUUUGGCCAGGAGGAGUAUGGCCGGGCUCCGGCCGGCAGUCGCUCGGAGCAGAGGGCUCUGGCAGCCAAUGUCCAGGUGCUGCAAGAGAUCUUGCAGCUUUGUGAACAGAUUGAGAAGUCCGGACAGGAAGAUCCCGAAGGGCAUGGAAGCAAGACCGUGGAGUUUGGGGCCCUUUUCGACCUCUACAACGACAUCUCUGACAAGUUACUGGCCACUCUGCUCGGUGCCAGGAAGUACGGAUUUGUGGAUUUCAGCGGGGAGACCCUGUUCCAAGGACGCGAUGAGACAGUGCCCGUGCGGCUGGUGCGCCCCUUCCAAGAACUGAAAACCGAAAUCCUGGCCAAGGUCGAGGAUCUGCAAUGCAUUUACGUGGAAAAGAUAGACAUGGAGGCGACUACACUGCGCCAGGACUAGGUGACACAAAACAAGGACUCAGAUAAAUUGAAUUAAAAUCUG